AUGAUCCAGCCAGAGGAGGCGGAAAAUUUUGAUCUGAAUCAACCACCUUUAGAUAUGGAUUUUCAUGCAGUUAUAAUAAAUCCUUUGCAGCCUGCCCAGGAAGGUGAAUUCAUACAAAUCAAUGACUUCCAAGAGAAUGUGCAGGAGCAACACCUACUGCAGCAUGAGAAUGAGGUCUAUCUGUUGAAUCCUCAGGAACAAGAAGUGGAACUGAUGCAGUUAGCUGAUGAGAUACACCAAGAACAGCUACAAAACCUACCUAUUAAUCUAGCACCCCCAGUCAACUGGAUAAUGGAAGAGGUUCCUCUAGAUCAAUUGGUUGGUCCUGAAGAUGAAGGAUUUCCAGAGCAAGGACAUCCAAUUCCAGAACAGAUAGGGGAAGGAAAUGGACAACAGAACCAGCAAGCAAUUGAGCAAGUGGCUCCACAGUGGGAAAACCAGAUCAUGCCAAAUGAAGAAGAAAUUUUUGAUGCUCUGAUAGCAGAAAACAACCUACACAAUCAGCCCCAGAUCCAGAACAAUAACAUUCAGCUUGGGAUGGCCUUAAUAAGAAAUGAAGAAGCUGAUCCAGCCUGGACACAAGCAAGGAAUGCAGAGGCUACUAGGCUUUGGGCACAGUUUUUCUCCUCAGUUGAUGAAGCAACUGGUCUGGACACUGCCAACUCUGAACAAGGCAGCGCCUCACCGGACAAAAAGAAAAGGAACCACAAAAGAGCUAUUGCAAUAGUAGAGACAGAGGCCAAAAGGAAGAAACCCUAUCCAGUUGCAAGAGCAAGAAUCAUAGUAGCUGAAUGCUCCUCAGCUCCCACCAAUCAAGGAAACAGUGAGGAGUAG
Molecule: messenger RNA, 834 nt
Organism: Miscanthus lutarioriparius
Lineage: Eukaryota; Viridiplantae; Streptophyta; Magnoliopsida; Poales; Poaceae
Source: the annotation of a GenBank genome assembly